AUGUGGCAGUCAGCAGAGAAGGGACUUCCAAGCAAUCUUCUACUCGCACUUGGCGCGUGUGACAAGGAUGCUUUUCCAAACAUCCAUCGUCUUCUUCUCAUUGCAUGUACCCUACCAAUCAGUAUUGCGGAAGCCGAGUGAUCCUUUCACUCAUGAAAUGGAUCAAGACGAGCACCAGAUCAAUGAUAUAUGAAGAGAGCUUUUCAGAUCUCGCCAUUAUUGCUGUGCAUUACCCCGAGAGAUUCGAGGUAGAC
Pocillopora meandrina is the source of this 254-nucleotide messenger RNA. The record is from the annotation of a GenBank genome assembly. Lineage: Eukaryota; Metazoa; Cnidaria; Anthozoa; Scleractinia; Pocilloporidae.